AUCACUUCACGUAAUGACACAGGACUUUGCACUUCUCUCCUUUCAUGAGGAAGUCUGGGCGCGAGCUGCCCAGGAGCCAGGGGGAAAUAUGAACUGAUCUGUGUUUCUUCUGAGGCACAUUGAAAACUUGGAAGAAACAGUCAGCUGCUGCACCUUGCAAGGAAAGCCUGCAGGCUGCCGUGGACAGGAUGUUCAGGAGCAACAGCCCCUUCAGCUGUGACACCAACAGCCACACAGGAUCCAUGAGGUCCAACGGUUAUUCCACGAUGGAUGAGACGUCAUCGGAAAUUUCAAACCUGUCCAGGCCUAGUGCAAAGUCCAUUUACUUGCAGAGAAGGCAUUACGCAGCUGCAGUAACCAAGAUGAUGGAAAAAAAUCAGUAUAGGGUGGAGCACCUGUUCACUUGUGAUCUGGAUGGGAAGGACCUGAGCAACGUCAGAGACUGUGUGGAGCGCCUGAAGCUGCUGGACCAGAUGGGCCGAGUGUGGGGUCAGAACAUGAUGCUGGAGGUGCAGGGGGCAAACCUGCUGCUCAGUGACAUUGAAACAAAGGAGGAGCUGGAGUCCAUUUCUCUCAGCCACAUCCUGGAGCUGAAUGCCGUGUUGAAUAUUGAAGGGUUCAGCUCCCUCCUCAUCAUGUCGGUGCAGCUGCACAGAAAACCCACCACCAUCUUCAUGUUCCAGUGUGAGGAGAUCAGGGCAGAUUACAUUGAAAAGGAUUUAAAACGAGCUCUGGCAAACAGGUUUGAGGCCUCAGACUUCAGCAGCAAAGCAAGAGGGCAGAGACAACGUGAAAAUGGCGAACUUGAUGAGUCGAAAGUGGCUGGACCUCCUGAAGAUUAUGAGGAAAAAGAACCUGCGCCUCGAAAGCCUCCCAGCAGUCCGCCUCCUCCUAAAGCGUACACAGAACUCCAGAGGAAAGUGGAUAUUUUAAAUCAUAUAUUAAAUGAUGUAGAGGUCUUCAUCGGGCGAAUAGCAGCUGCUGGUGCCAAAAAUCUAAAGAAAAAUAAGAAAAAGAAAAAAGCUGUAAAAGGAAUGCCGUCUACAGAGGAGUUUGCAGCAUGUCUCCAGAAAAUCAAAUAUGGUUUUAACCUCCUGGGGGAACUCAACGGGCUGAUCAAAGAUCCCAGUGCUGCUGAUUUUGUGCACUCCCUAUUCUCUACAUUAAAAUUUGUGGUACCUCACUGUGCUGAAAAUCUGCCUCAGACCAUCAUCGCGCCUCUCUUCACGCCUCAGUGUAUCCGCUUCAUGAGUGAAGAAGCGACACCAGAGGAGGACCAGCUGUGGCAGUCUCUGGGAGACCCCUGGAACAUCCCAAGCACUCAGUGGCCAGAAGAUGAUGAGGACAUUCCAACAUACACUCUGGAGUUCUAUGAUGGCUGGCAGCCUCCUGAGGUCACGGCAGCAUCAGAACCUGAAAGCAGACAGGAGAGUCCAGAACCUUCACCGAGUCUCAAACCCUCACAUCAAACAAGCAGCAAAAAUGAGCAGAUUCCCAGAGACCAGAAGCAGCAGCCGCAGCCGCAGUCGCAGUCGCAGCCACAGUCGCAGCCACGGCCACAGUCGCAGCAACAGCCCCGGCAGCAGCCACAGCCGCAGCCGCCUCCGCAAAGACCUCGUCCAGUUCAGACAAAGAUUUGUGACCUGCGUGUCAAGGUUGAUUUCAUUUCAAGAAACUCCAGAGAGCUCACUGUCAGAAGAGGAGAAAUGGUUGAGCUGCUGGACAAGUCAAAGCAGUGGUGGAAGGUGAGGAACAGUAGAGGGGAGGAAGGUUAUGUUCCCAACAAUGUCCUGGAGGAUGAAGAUGAGCAACCCUAUGAGCAGGCUUUGGUGUCUCCUGUGCUAACAAAGAAGUCCAAACCAGCGGAGGUAAAAGCCUGGCUCGAAGACAAGGGCUUCAGCCCAAUCACCGUGCGCUGUCUGGGCGUGCUCAGCGGCUCCAUGCUGCUGGGGAUGAGUCGGGAGGAGCUGAAGACGGUUUGUCAGGAGGAGGGAGGACGGGUCUUCUUCCAGCUGCAAGCAGUGCGCUCAGCUUUGGCUAAUAACAUUUAGACGGACGGAUGGAGGCUGCAGGAGAUGUGAAAGUGGGAUUGGCACGGCACUUCAAGAAAAACAUAUUUAUAUUUUCUAAACUAAAAAUGUCACCAAAUACAUCUAAGUAGUUGGUUGGAUCUUUAAAAAAUGUUUCCUGUCUCGUCAGUGUACAUAAAUCAGAGCAUCAAAAUACCUCAAAUUGCAGUUGAACUCAUUUCUGCAACACACAUUCAGAUUGUUGUGUGUAACAUGUUAAUAAAAACCUUCUGACACA
This is a messenger RNA of Oryzias latipes (Japanese medaka), 2307 nucleotides long. RefSeq names its product EPS8 signaling adaptor L3a (gene eps8l3a). Gene Ontology annotation, cellular component: vesicle; plasma membrane; ruffle membrane. Gene Ontology annotation, biological process: regulation of Rho protein signal transduction; Rho protein signal transduction; positive regulation of ruffle assembly. The record is from RefSeq and is a predicted model, not a curated record. Gene Ontology annotation, molecular function: actin binding. NCBI's taxonomy places the organism in Eukaryota, Metazoa, Chordata, Actinopteri, Beloniformes, Adrianichthyidae.